Ostrinia nubilalis (European corn borer) is the source of this 2691-nucleotide messenger RNA. RefSeq lists its product as uncharacterized. The record is from RefSeq and is a predicted model, not a curated record. Bases 259 to 2691 code for a protein of 810 amino acids. Lineage: Eukaryota; Metazoa; Arthropoda; Insecta; Lepidoptera; Crambidae. Gene Ontology annotation, cellular component: nucleus. The transcript has 2 exons. Gene Ontology annotation, molecular function: DNA binding.
UCAGCCCCUCACCAGUGCUCAGCCCUUUUCGCUUUAAAGCCAAUAGAAAUAGCGCUAUAACAGAAACUAACCAAUCAAAUUACUUUGAAUUAGUUCUGUGACUUUUCAUUGGUCGAAAUAAUUCAUAACAUAUUUGCUAAGUGGGUGCGAAGCACAUUAAAAAUGACUCCAUUUCGACGUCGUCAGCUGACGAAGCGACAAGCUGCCCGUGCUCAAUGUUUUUGUUAGUGGGAAGCGCUCGCAGAAAAGUCACAUCUAAUGUCUCUUUCAAGACCCAUAUUACAAUACCCCGAAGAAAAAUUAACCCAAGCUUUAGAAGCUAUUAGAAAUGGGAUGGCAAUCAGGGAAGCAAGUAGAACUUAUGGCGUUCCCCGAGGCACACUUCAAGAUAGAAUUCAUCUUCGAGUUCCUGAGGGUCCAAGAAGAAUGGGCCCUGAUUCCGUUCUCAACAAAUAUGAAGAAGCCGAAAUUGCAAGUUGGCUUAAAGAUCUUGCAAUGUGCGGUUUUCCCAACAAACCAGACAACCUACUGAAUUCUGUUCAACAAAUGAUGAUCGAAGAUGGUAGGCCUAAUCCUUUCAUAAACGGAAGACCAGGUAAAAAAUGGAUGAAUUCUUUUUUCAAAAGAAACGACUCAUUCUCUAUGAGAACACCUGAAGCAAUUUCAAAGGGGAGAGCAGUAAUCACCGAAGAGAGUAUUAGAAAAUGGUUUGAGAAUCUCAAGGACUAUCUCACUAAAAAUCAAGCACUCAAUGUGUUAGAAGACCCUAAACGAAUUUUAAAUGGGGAUGAAACAAGUUUCAUGCUUUGCCCUAAAACAGGAAAAGUGAUAGCACCCCGAGGAUAUAAAAAUGUAUACCAAAUAGUAAAAGGAAAAGAAAAAGAGGCAGUCACUGUUUUAGCAUUUUUUUCUGCAUUUGGUGAUAUUUUACCCCCAUGUGUGGUUUUUCCGUACAUCAGACCACCCAAAGAUAUUAUAAAUAGCAUGCCAGACGAUUGGUUUCUUGGUAAAUCUGACACAGGUUGGAUGAAAGCGGAUAUUUUCUAUGAUUAUAUCGAUAAAUGCCUAAACAAAUGGAUAGAAGACAAUGAAGUGAAGAAACCGGUGCUUGUUUUCGUCGAUGGUCACAAAAGUCACAUGACGAUGAAACUAAGUAAAUUUUGUCAUGAUAAUAAUAUAAUCUUAUAUGCACUUCCACCUAAUACAACACAUCUGAUGCAACCAGCUGAUGUAAGUGUUUUUAAACCAUUAAAAUCUGAAUGGGCUAAUACUGUCCAUGACUGGUGUUCACAGCCAGAAAACGUUAACACUGUACUGUCAAAAACUAAGUUCUGUCCAUUGCUUAAUAAAAUAUUAAGUAAAGAAUCUCUUAAAGAGUCAAUCAAAAAUGGGUUUCGUAAGUGUGGCCUGUAUCCGUUCGAUCCAAAUGCUGUAGACUACACCAAAUGCGUACAAAAUAUCUUAGAGAACAGAAAGAAUAUAUCACCUGGUUCCAAGAAAACACCAUCAAAAUCCUUGAAGAAAAGACACUUUGACAUUGCAUCACAAGUUAUAAAACAUUUAGACAAAGACUUGACAGCAAAGGGCAUUGAUGUUAACAUUUUACUGGAUAUCGUGGAAAAUGCGAAACUCACCCAGGGCUUAAAUGAUUCGGUGAGAAGUGAAACUACAGAAAAAGAGAUUGAGAAUAAGGAAAAACGAAUAACUAUUGAAGAAAGAAUAGAACCACGUGUGACAGACAAAGAAAAAUAUAUGAGUGACGGAAUUGAAAAAGAUGGAGUUGAAGAAGGAAUGUACGUAGUUAUAACUGAAGACGAAAAUAAUUACCUAAACAAGACUGACACUGAGAGUGAAAUAACUCCGAUUGAAAAUAAAGAAAAUAACAACGUUGAAAUAAAUUCAUCGCUCCCUGAGAUAGACACUAGUAAUAUAAAUAAUCUGAUACUUGGCGAUCUUACCUUUGAUAAUAACAAUUUGUUAGAUGACAUUAAUCUAGGGUCAUUUGAAGUUAAUGACAGUUUAAUAUUAGUACCUUUAAAUAAUAACAAUUCUCUGAUUGAUGAAAACAAACUUCGUGAUGACAAAAUACAGACAAAUUCUAUUAUACAAGUAAAGUCUCCAAAAGUAUCACCAUUUGUUCGAAAACAUCUUAUUAUACCAUCACCAAUAAAGAAAUCUACCACUCCUAGAGUCAUGAAUAGAAUUGGCGCAAUUUCUUCUGAAGAAUGGAGACAAUUUGAAAUGGCUAAAGAAGAAGAGAAACAAAAAAAGAAAGAUGCUAUACAAGAAAGAAAAUUACAGAGGCAAAAAAUUAAAGAAGAAAAACAGAAACAAAAAAAUGAAAAAAGAAAAGAAGCAGCUCUUAAUUCAAAAAAGAGUAAAGUGAAGGAGACUAAAACGAAGAAAAACAAUGAUUCUAAUCAAGAAGUGAGAGUAAUACGUACAAAACAAAGGAAAUUGGAAGACUUGUUUGACAUAGCUGAAGAAGCAGAGAAGAUAGACUGCCAUUUAGAAGAAGGCAAACAAAAUAAAAUUAAAAUUCUCAGUAAUAUACUUCUUUCUCCUAAAACUCCUGAAACAGAAACCUGUAAAGAAGAUAAGGUCCUGCAAAAAAUUGGUAAUAGACGACAAACUUUCAGAAGUGAAAAAGAACUUGAAAACUUUUUAAAUAUGGCAGAAUUUUCCGACUGA